AUGAUGCGCUAUUCAGAAAUACCGCGUGAUCUUGCCGACAGACACACGUGCAAAAGUAAGGUAGGCAGAGAUACGAAGCCUAGUCGGAGCUCCUCAUCAACAGGCGGCCACAACGAAUCUUUCGAUGGCGAUGGAGAUGAUGGUUAUGAACAACUUAGCACCACCGACGUGCAAAAGCAUCGGCACACGGAUAAAGCGAUAGAUGGAAGCAUCGAUACCCCAUUGAUCGAGAACGGCAAACGUAAAUCCGAACGACAUCGUGAUCGUCAUCAAUUGGAUGACAAACACUUGUGCCAUAAAGCAACCGGAGGUUCGAUCGAAAGCCUCAACGAUGGAUGUAGCACUUCAUCAUCCUUUAGACCAUGGCAUAGCUAUUCAAAAAAAUCCUACAGCUUACCGCCGAAUACUACGAUAAGCGAUGUGGGCUCGAUAGUGUUCAGCUGCCAGCAGGUGUCUCCGGCGGAACUUGCUGCUCAAAUAACACUGCUGGAUUUUCCUAUCUUCAAUGCAAUACAACCCGAAGAGCUAACUGGCUGCGGGUGGACAAAGAAAAACAAACAUACUCUAGCGCCGAAUGUGGUGGGAUUCACAAAACGCUUCAACCACACGACCUUUUGGACUGUACAAGAAAUACUCAAUGGAGUCAGCCCGAAAGAUAGAGCAGAGAUUAUCAGCCAUUUUAUUAAGGUGGCCAAGAAAUUACACGAUAUCAACAAUCUCCACUCACUAUUUGCCGUAAUAUCUGCCCUGAAGAGUGCGAGCGUGCAUCGUUUAAAGGAAAGUUGGCUGUUGGUGUCCCGCAAAGACCAACAACAGUUAGAUCGUUUGAGCCAACUGUUCGAUGAGAGCGAUAACUGGGCGGCUUUACGAAAAUGCUUGAAUCAGUUUAAACUGCCUGGAAUUCCAUAUCUAGGCAUUUUUCUGACAGAUAUUAUUUACAUCGAUCUGAUGCAUCCUAGCAAAUCGGGAGAGGAAAGUUAUGCCCGCGAAACCAAAAUGAAUAAUGUACUGCGUGUGUUGUCUAGCUACCAAAGUUCGAAUUAUACAUUCAUCAGCCCGGUGCCACCGACGCUGCGCUAUCUACAGUCGCGGCGAUAUAUCGACGAGCUUCAGAACAUAUUUGAGGAAGAUCAAUACAAAAAAUCUCUCAACUUGGAGCCCACUACCAGCGCGCCAUCCACCGCGUGUACCGUAAGACUACAAAAGCCAAAAACAGAUCAGAGUGAUAUUUCACGCAGAAACGGGAGGACCAUCGCUACUGCUCUAACAGAGGACAAAGAUUCUCCAGAUUCGAUGAUUUGCUCUCCAAGCACUAGCCACAACGCUACUGGAAGCGCGCGACAGUUCAUACCUGGCCAUAGGAAAUGCUAUAGUUUAGGAACAAACAUUUUUUAUCCUAGAUCUUCCGAACAGUCGAGCUCCUCGUCGGCAUCGAACAGUCGGCAUGUAAAAAUGAUGGAUGGUCUGAACAAAAUGCGUCACUUGCUCGAUGAUUCCUACGUGGAAGCAAGGCGUGCCCAUAGCAUCGGGGCAACCGCUAGCGGAGGCCCUAGAAGUGAUCAAGAAACGGAAACUUAUGCACCUUUGCAUCUAGUAGAACUGGAACCCAUUACGAGUGGCAAUCUAGUAGAAGGUUACCUGAAGCGGAAGACGAUUUUAAAGUACGGGCGCAAGCCGACUGUUGCUUCCUGGCAACGGUACUGGAUACUAAUAAGAUCAAGCACGAUGAUAUACUUCCCUCCAAAAACAUUUAAGGGCAACGAACGAAGUAAUUUUAAAAAGGAACCAUCGAAAAUAUUUCCUCUCGAAGGAUGGACUGCGGAAGAGUCCGAUUUGCCGCUUCAAGACGAGUUCUUCCAGCUAGUGAACUACAACCAUGGACACGCCUAUCGUUUCAAGUCGGGUUCGAAUGCGUCCGCAAAAAGGUGGCUUGCAGCAUUGAAACAGGUGACGAGUCCCAGGCCAGCAGAACCCUUGUCGAUCUCCUUGAAUCUGAUUUCAUUUGAAUAGCUUUUCUCCGCGUUCUCGCAUUCGAUUUUUAUGUUUUGGAUAUUCGAUGCUUAGUAGUACAUUACGCAUGCAUGCCCAAUAUUUUACUAAGCAACGGAAGGUGAUGCUGUUUUGUUUCAUUAUUUGUUUUAUUGCUGAGUGUUUAGCGAACAGGAUAUAAAUUAAAUGCUUUGUGCCUCGUAGUGAAAAAGGUGUUGCGACAGUGUUUGUAAAACAGAUAUAGCUGUUAUGAUCGGUCUCUCUUCGGACACUGUGGUAUUUUGCAAUCUGUUUUUUCAUUUAUGCUAGUGUAAGGUAGGCAAAUGCAAGAAUUUAAUAUGCUUCAAGGCACACUAUUGCCGAAUCGUUUAUGUGUCCAUGGUCGUGUAACACCUUAUAAAGCACUACAAGCUUAAA
Anopheles nili is the source of this 2406-nucleotide messenger RNA. RefSeq names its product ras-specific guanine nucleotide-releasing factor RalGPS1 (gene RalGPS). Gene Ontology annotation, molecular function: guanyl-nucleotide exchange factor activity. The transcript has 7 exons. Gene Ontology annotation, cellular component: plasma membrane. Bases 1 to 2010 code for a protein of 669 amino acids. The record is from RefSeq and is a predicted model, not a curated record. Lineage: Eukaryota; Metazoa; Arthropoda; Insecta; Diptera; Culicidae. Gene Ontology annotation, biological process: Ras protein signal transduction; positive regulation of GTPase activity.